AUGUACCAAAAGUUAAUGGUUCCUUCGAGGGGGUUAAUGUUAAUGCGAAUGCGAAUGCGCCCAUUCAUAUUAUGUGGCAUAACUCCUCAAUCUUUCUUUGUUCCACGACAUUAUUCUUCUUUCAAUACCAAAUCCGACUCUGAUUCCAAUUCCAAUAUCAACUCCAAGUCCAACUCCAAUAUCGACUCCAAGUCCAACUCCAAGUCCAAGUCCAAGUCCAAUUCCAAUUCCAAUUCCAAUUCCAAUUCAAAGUCCAAUUCAAAGUCCAAAUCUAUCUUCAAGUCCAACUCUACCUCCAAUACAAAGUCCGACUCCAAAUCCAACUUUAAAUCCAAUAUAAGUUCCAUUGGUGACCCCAUCGAAGUAUCGAACUUCAUAGAGCACGCUACCAAUCCAACAAAUAAAUCCCAAAUCUACAUAUCACGAACGGAUGAUCCAUACAUCAAUCUCUCCAUUGAACAUUACCUUCUGCAGAAGACUCCCGCAGAUUCUACUGUCCUGUUCCUCUAUACCAAUCGAAACAGCAUAGUAAUUGGACGAAACCAAAACCCUUGGAAUGAAGUGAAUCUCAACCUACUCAAAUACUCGCCUAUUGGGGAAAUAGAUUUGGUUCGACGACGUUCGGGCGGAGGAACGGUCUUCCACGAUAGUGGAAAUGUCAAUUACUGUGUCAUAUGCCCUACAUCGCAUUUUGAUCGCGACAAACAUGCUGAGAUGGUAGUGAGAGCUUUACAUAAACUUGGGGCUGAACGGGCCAUAGUUAAUCCUCGACAUGAUAUUGUUUUAAAGCCAACGCACAAGACCCAUAAAGAUUUCAGAGUUAUCAAGAUUUCGGGUUCAGCAUAUAAGUUGACGAGGGAAAGGUCUCUUCAUCAUGGAACUUGUUUACUCACUUCUCCAAAUAUUGAACAGAUUUUUAAACUCUUGAGGUCUCCUGCCUUCAGGUUUGUCACAGCUCGUGGUGUUGACAGUGUCAAUUCUACGGUUGGAAAUGUUAAUGUCAAAAAUAAAGUAUUUGAGAAAGCAGUAAUAGCGGAGUUUUGUGAGAUGUAUGGUCAUCAAGAACCAAUCAUUGUACAUGCAAAUGUCAAAUCAAUUCCUGAGAUUGCCAAGGGUGUGGAAGAGCUUACUUCUCCAGAUUGGAUAUUUUCGCAAACUCCCCAAUUCACACUCUCAACAGAUCAAUCACAUAAGUUUAAAAAGGAUCGAAUUGUGCUCCCGAAAGACUUACCACCGCAAUUCAAAGCAGUCUUUACGGCACGAAAUGGAGUUAUCACCGAGGCAGACAUCCAAUAUGAAGUAGAUAAUGAAAUGGUUCAAAUUGGGGAGAUACUAGUAGGCAAAAAGUUACAUGAAAUCGAGUGGAAUAGGUUUCCCCAAGAAAUUGCCGAGGAACCUAUGAAAUGGCUUAGCAAAUUGUUUGCUCACAAGAAGUCAGAUUGGAGAACGGAUCGACGAAGGAAUUUUGACGACUCCCAGCUUAACGGUUAA
This is a messenger RNA of Sclerotinia borealis F-4128, 1491 nucleotides long. The record is from the annotation of a GenBank genome assembly. Lineage: Eukaryota; Fungi; Ascomycota; Leotiomycetes; Helotiales; Sclerotiniaceae.